AGCUGUUCCGUAUCCACUGACUGCUCUGUCUUCAAUACCGCCGCCAUGUCCAAGCAGAUCACCAAGGCUGAGGUCGCCCAGCACAAGGACGACAAGUCCAUGUACAUCAUUAUCGACGACGGGGUCUACGACGUUGCCGGCUUCGUCGACGACCACCCCGGCGGCGCAAAGAUCCUGAAGCGCGUGGCCGGCAAGGACGCCACCAAGCAGUUCUGGAAGUACCACAGCAAGAGUGUGCUCGAAAAGUACGGGCCUAAGCUAAAAGUUGGCACGCUCAAGGAAGAGGCCAAGCUUUGA
This is a messenger RNA of Parathielavia appendiculata, 297 nucleotides long. Its product is annotated as cytochrome b5. NCBI's taxonomy places the organism in Eukaryota, Fungi, Ascomycota, Sordariomycetes, Sordariales, Chaetomiaceae. The record is from RefSeq and is a predicted model, not a curated record. Bases 46 to 297 code for a protein of 83 amino acids. Gene Ontology annotation, molecular function: heme binding. Gene Ontology annotation, cellular component: intracellular membrane-bounded organelle; membrane. The transcript has 2 exons.